UGCACCUGCUACUACUACGUGUCUUCUCCUUGAACCACGUUCUUUAUCUUACCUCGAGCGAGGCAACCGGCAGCAGCCUCCGAUGCCAAGGGCCAGUGGGCGCGCGAUGCACCAGCUUCCCCUGGCCGCGCGGCCGCCGGCGCCGCGGUCUCACUGUUCUCGGAGUAGGUCGGCGUGCCGCUGCAGCCUGAAGCAGGCGCCUGCCUCUCUCGCCGUGGCCGCAAGACGGUGCGCGGCCGCGCCGCUCUUGGCCGCGUCUCUCCUCCUCGCCGCCGCCGCGACUCCUGGCAUUCCUGCCGGUACUCCACCAGCGUUUGCCCAAUCCCAAGGCGCGGCGCUGUUCCGGAAGGCGUGCAUCGGGUGCCACGACACGGGAGGGAACAUCCUACAGCCGGGAGCCACCCUCUCCAUGAAGGAUCUUGAGAGGAAUGGAGUUGCCACGGAGGAAGAGAUAUACAACAUUACUUAUUACGGGAAGGGAAGGAUGCCGGGUUAUGGAGAGCAAUGCACGCCGAGAGGGCAGUGUACCUUCGGCCCCCGGCUGCCUGAAGACGAUAUCAAGAUGCUUGCAGCAUUUGUCAAAUCGCAAGCAGAGAACGGGUGGCCAAAGAUCGACGGUGAUGUCGAGUGAUCCGAUUACGGCUGAACACGAGGUGCUAGCUCCAUUUCGCGAGGAGGCUGAAACCAUAACUGUUUAUGAGGUUAAUAUUUUUUUUGACUCGCAAGCAAACCGUAGAACAAUUGUUCUAAAUAAUUUUACAUUAAUAAAAUGAAAAUAGUUAUUCACGUA
Triticum urartu is the source of this 790-nucleotide messenger RNA. It is a transcript of the gene CYTC6A, whose product is annotated as Cytochrome c. Gene Ontology annotation, molecular function: electron transfer activity; iron ion binding; heme binding. Lineage: Eukaryota; Viridiplantae; Streptophyta; Magnoliopsida; Poales; Poaceae. The record is from RefSeq and is a predicted model, not a curated record.